Messenger RNA from Penicillium crustosum, 4167 nucleotides. RefSeq names its product WD40 repeat domain-containing protein. The record is from RefSeq and is a predicted model, not a curated record. Gene Ontology annotation, molecular function: protein binding. The coding region runs from base 1 to 4167 and encodes 1388 amino acids. NCBI's taxonomy places the organism in Eukaryota, Fungi, Ascomycota, Eurotiomycetes, Eurotiales, Aspergillaceae. The transcript has 4 exons.
AUGGACGGCCUCUCAGUAGCAGCCAGUAUUAUUGGUGUGAUCCAACUGGCUGGAUCUAUUGCCAAACUAUGCGGUGGUUACAUCCAAGAUGUAAAGGAUGCUAGCGCCGACAUCAUUGCUCUGCGACAAGCGAUCAACGGUCUCAUUAGUGUUCUUGAGAACCUUGCAGCUAUUCUCAAUAAUCCUAAUUCAGGGUUGGGUAUUACACUUGUGUUGAAAGAUGAUAUCCGAACUUGUCUCUUGACACUAGAAGCCCUUGAAGGGAAAGUUGGCAUGGGAAAGGGCAAGAAAGCGAUGAAAAGACUUGGAUUGCGAGCCCUGAAAUGGCCGCUGAAGCGUUCAGAGGUCGAAAAAGUGAUGGGUGAUAUUGAGAGAUAUAAGUCGUCAUUUUCUUUGUCGCUGCAGGUUGAUCAAAUGACAAUCAUGACCAAUAUGGCUGGAACAACCAGCUUGAUUGAUCAAAACAUGGAUAUGCAAAAACUGCCAGUUGCCCAUGGGGCUGAAUUUGACUCUUACAUGGAUCAGCACGAAGACGAGUGCCUUGAAGGGACCAGAACAGACCUCCAGCAACAGAUCGCAGCAUGGGCAGCAUUACCACAAGGCAAUUGCAUCUUCUGGUUGAAUGGAAUGGCUGGAACUGGAAAAUCGACCAUAUCCCGCACAGUAGCCCUGUCUUUCAAACAAAAUAAGCAGCUGGGCGCCAGCUUCUUCUUCAAAAGAGGUGAAGCGGACCGAGGAAAUGCGACAAAGUUAUUCACGACAUUGACGCAACAACUCAUGAUCAAGCUUCCUGAACUGACUCCUACGAUUCGAAAAGCAAUCCAUGAUGACCCUGCCAUUGCGACCAGAGGGCUCAAACAACAAUUCAACAAGCUUCUGCUUGAACCAUUACUUCAAUUGAAAAGCUCGCGUGAAGACCGAAUAUUGGUGAUCGUGAUUGAUGCCCUAGACGAGUGUGAAUCAGAGAAUGAUAUACGGGUCAUUCUUCAAUUGAUGCCACAUCUUCAAGAGUCGAAAACAGUACAGAUUCGAGUCUUCUUGACGAGUAGGCCAGAGUUGCCAAUUCGUCUUGGGUUUUCAAAAAUGGCCAAUCAGGACUACAAGAAUCUCACACUCCAUGAGUUGCCGGAAGACGUCACUGCACACGACAUAUUAUUAUUUUUGAAGCACCGACUAGCUCAAAUCGGGAGGGAACGCUCAUUAUCUGUUGACUGGCCUGGAGACAUCAAAACUCAACAGCUUUUAAAAAUAUCUGUUCCACUCUUCAUCUUUGCUGCUACCAUGUGUCGCAUACUUAAUGAUCUUCAAUGGGACCCUGUAGACAGCCUCGAAGAGAUCCUUGCUUGUCGAGGGGAGAGCGCUAGUCUUCAUGGAACAUACCUCCCUAUAUUCAGUCGACUUCUUCUCAAUCAGACCGAGAAACAAAAGAAGCAGCUUAUACAUGAGUUUCAGGACGUAGUUGGUACAAUCGUCAUCCUUGAAAGUCCUCUGUCUGUUAUCUCGAUCUCUGCACUUCUUGGCAUCCCCCAAAACGUCAUCAAGUUGAGAUUGAGCUCAUUGAACUCGGUACUGAGUAUCCCGCAAAAUGAAAUCAUACCGGUAAGACUUUUCCAUCUAUCAUUUAGAGAUUUUCUCCUUGAUCCGCAGACAUGUGAGAAGACUCCAUUCGCGAUAGAUAGCAAGGUGGCACACUCGAAAUUGGCAGCUAGAUGUCUUUUAAUCUGUUCAACUUUGCAAAAGAACAUCUGUGGACUUGAACAUGAUGGAAGUCAAAGAUCCGAGAUUAGCAUCUCAUCUAUCAGCCGUUGUCUUCCCCCGAGCUUCAGUACUCGUGUCGGUGACGACUCAAAGUCAUUGCCUAAAGUUCUCGCCUUCUUGCAGACACAUUUCCUCCACUGGAUGGAGGCAAUGGGGAUUUUAGGCCUUGCACACGAAGUGGUAGGAAUCAUUGACCUCCUACACCCUUGGCUAGAUAGCCACAAGUCCCAUGAGUUUUCUGAGUAUUUACAGGAUGCCAGGCGAUUUGCGUCAAGGAAUACCGCCAUAGCAAAUGAAGCUCCUCUCCAGCUUUAUUGCUCAGGUCUUCUAUUUGCUCCGAAAAACUCGAUUAUACGAAAGGCCUUCACUAAGUACCUUCCUACGUGGAUUUCCAAAGUCCCAGACGUUGAAGCGAAUUGGAGUGCAGACAUUCACUCUUUUGAUCUUUUCUUGCGGGUGGGGGGCAUAUCCUUCUCCCCGGAUAGCCAAAUUUUAGCAUACGUUGCUUAUGAUGGCAGUAUUAAGCUUUGGGAUGUCAUGACAGGCGCCUUGAAGCAGUCUUUGGGGCAGCAUCCAAAUGGUAAAUGGAACGUUUCGCGGAUUUAUUUUUCGCCAAAUGGUCAAUUCCUCGCGUCCACCAAUUUUCGGGAUCACACUCUUAAGCUUUGGGAUCCCACCACAGGUACAUUGCAGCGGACACUUAGCCAUCCACAGUGCUCCCCUCGCAGUCCGAUAUUCUCUCCUGACGGCCGCUUCUUGGUUUCUCCUGCAUGUGACCCCAAUCACCCCACACUCUUCCUCUGGAAUAUGAUCGAAGAUUGCUUUGAGAAGGAAACAGCCAACACCUUAGGAGAUGUUCAGUGUGUAGCAUUUCUCCCUAAUAGCCAGCUUUUAGCGUUCGCAUCAGCUGAUGGCUCGGUGAAGUUGUGGGACCUUGCUUCCGGCAAUCUUCAGCAGACCUUGGAAAGCUACACAAGGCAAGUAAGAUGCCUCUCAUUCUCUCAUACUGGUCAAUUUCUCGGGAUACUAUGCGAGGAUUAUAGAUUCAGGAUCUGGAAUAUUGUGACUGGCGCAGAGAAGAUUCUUCCGGUUGGGACAUUUGCCGGAAUCUUCUCACCCACCGAGAAUGUUCUCGUGACUGUAUCGCAUGAGUUUUUGUUAUCGUCCUGGGAUCCUGACACGGGUCUUCCCCUGAAGAACUUUGAAGGCAGAUAUUGCAAUUGUGAUCAAGCAUUUUCUCCCGACGGCAAGCUCUUGGCCAUUGCACGGGACCAAUCACAAAUAACGAUAUUGGAUAUGUCGACAGGCAUUUUGCAUGCUCCUUUUGGCGCACACGCUGAUACCGUAUUAUCUAUGGCUUUCUCUCCCAACGGCCAAUUUCUUGCGUCUGCCUCGGAGGAUAAAGUGGUCAAAAUUUGGCAUGUUGGUGCAGGUAUACCAAAGCCGGAACAGUCUUACGAGGGUCAUUCAAGCAGGGUUUGUUCAUUGACCUUUUCCACUGAUGGUGAGACCCUGGUCAGUUGCUCGGAUGAUGGAACAGCUGCACUGUGGUACCCAAAGACGGGCAGUUUAUCCCAAAAGCAAAUAUUGGGAAGUUCCCCUCGACCAGGCAUUGCAUUGGCACCCAGUGGCGAAGUUCUCGUUUCUAUAUCAGUCGACAAACAUAUCAUAUUGUGGAGAAUAACCCAGUCCACAAUUGUACCCAUUCCAACUCUUCAGGGUCUGAGCUCUGCAGAUGGGCCAUGUGAGACUAGUCGGGUGAUCUUCUCUCCCUGUAGCCGCAUUAUAGCCUCCAUUUCAGAAACCAUUCAGCUUUGGGAUGCAGACACCGCGACAGGCUCUUUCCGCCUGAAACAUACUCUGGGUGGGCAUUCGGAUUAUAUUCGGGGUCUAUCAUUUUCGCCAAACAGCCAGCUUCUAGCAACUUUCUCAGACGAUGAAACGCUCAAGCUUUGGAACACAGCAACAGGCUCUUUGGAGAAAACAUUUGAAUGCCAUCCGAUGACUGUUUUCAGGUUGGAGUUCUCUCCCAAUGGCCAGUUUAUUGCCUGCUAUUUGAUUGGUGAGAAUAGAGGGGAUAUCUAUCUCCUAGAUAUUGCUACAGGAGAUAAAAAACAGAUCUGGAGAUCUGUGGGAUAUAUCCUCAGAUUAAGGUUCUCUCGAGAUGGCUCAUAUUUGAAUACUGAUUUUGGAUACCUGGACAUCCAGCCUGAGUAUUGGCAAAGUCCCAUUUCUUCAGGGGAUGAUGUGGAGAUUUCCAUAUUAGAGUCACACUGGGUGACCUUUAACCGCCGAAAGACAUUAUGGCUGCCCCCAGAGUACCGACCCAGCUGCUUCGCGAUCUAUGGCAAUGUUCUUGUGCUCGGAUAUGGAUCAGGAAGGGUUCUGUUUAUAAACUUCUGUCCAUAA